UGAGAGACUAGUGUGUGAAUGUGUGUGUGAGUGAAUGAAUGUGUGCGCGUACGUGUGUUUUUGAAUGUGAGAGUGUGUGUAAGUGUCUGUAAUCAUUCACAUGAACAGCAGUGAGUGAGAGUUAUCAUGUUUAUAUUUUAGCUCACUCAGAAGAUGAGAGGAGCUUUAUUUCUUAUCAGACUAUGCAGCUGAAAACAAGAGGCCUCACAUCAUCCUGCGGAUUUCCUGCUGUGAGUGACAGGAAAAGAGCGUCCUUGUUGGCACUGAAGUCCAGCGUUGGACCGCUGGACUGCUGGAGUAGCCGGUAAAGUGCAAGAGCAACAUCUGGCGGUGGAAUUCAUCAUGACCGGGGUGUGCGGUUGUUGUGGAGCGUUGAGGCCACGCUACAAGAGGCUGGUUGACAAUAUCUUUCCAGAAGACCCAGAGGAUGGGUUGGUGAAGGCUAACAUGGAGAAGCUGACAUUUUACGCCCUGUCGGCUCCAGAAAAGUUGGAUCGUAUCGGGGCGUACCUGUCUGAGAGACUGUCCCGUGAUGUGGCUAGACACCGAUAUGGGUAUGUGUGUAUUGCGAUGGAAGCCCUCGACCAGCUGUUAAUGGCGUGCCACUGUCAGAGCAUCAACCUGUUUGUGGAGAGUUUCCUCAAGAUGGUGCGAAAACUCCUGGAGGCUGAUAAACCCAACUUGCAAAUCCUGGGAACCAACUCGUUUGUGAAGUUUGCCAACAUCGAGGAGGACACCGCCUCAUAUCAUCGCAGUUACGAUUUCUUUGUGUCGCGCUUUAGUGAGAUGUGCCAUUCCAGCUAUGAGGACCCUGACAUCCGCACCAAAAUCCGAAUGGCUGGCAUCAAGGGUCUUCAAGGAGUAGUGAGGAAGACCGUGAAUGAUGAGUUGCAAGCAAACAUCUGGGAACCUCAGCACAUGGACAAGAUUGUGCCCUCCCUGCUCUUCAAUCUGCAGUCUGGAGAAGGCACAGAAAGUCGCUCUCUCUCCCCACUGCAGGCCAGUGAGAAGGAGAAGGAAAGCCCUGCCGAGCUGACUGAACGCUGCUUUCGGGAAUUGCUGGGACGAGCUGCCUAUGGCAACAUCAAGAAUGCUGUCACUCCUGUGCUUAUGCAUCUUGAUAAUCACUCACUGUGGGAAGGGAAAACAUUUGCAGUGCGUUGCUUUAAGAUUGUCAUGUACUCCAUUCAGUCCCAGCAUUCUCAUCUGGUCAUCCAGCAGCUCUUGGGGCAUUUAGAUGCCAACAAUAAGAGCUCAGCCACAGUGCGUGCUGGAAUAGUGGAGGUCCUUCUGGAGGCAGCUGCCAUUGCUGCCAGUGGCUCUGUUGGCCCCACUGUGCUGGAGGUGUUCAACACACUGCUGAGGCAUCUGAGACUCAGUGUGGACUAUGAGCUGACUGGAUCCUAUGACUGCAACAACAUCGGCAAUAAGAUCAUCAAGGAGCACGAGGAGAGGCAGCUGCAGGAGGCUGUCAUCAGGACUAUCGGCUCAUUUGCGAAUACCUUACCCACAUACCAGUGCUCUGAGGUGAUGCUUUUCAUCAUGGGGAAGAUCCCUAUUCCAGGCCUGCAUCCCACACUGCCUUCUACAGGCUCAGGGACUGAGGGGUAUCGCAUGAUCCAAGUAAUGCUGCUAAAGUCCUUGAGACAGGUCACAUGUGGUUUCCAGACCACUAACAUGCUGACGGCUCUACCCAAUUCCUUCCUGGACCCACUGCUGUCGUUUGCUCUGCUGGAGGAUGCUGAAAUUCGCCUGCUGGUGCUUGAAAUUCUGGUCAGCCUCAUCGAUCGUCAUGACAACCUCCCCAAGUUCUCCACCAUCAGUAUAAUAUCUGACAUCUCUGUGCUUAAACUCAAAGUGGACAAGUGCUCACGUCAAGACAACCUCUUCAUGAAGAAGCAUUCUCAGCACCUAUACAGACACAUCUACCUGUGCUGUAAGGAGCAGAGCAGUGUGCAGCCUCACUUUGAGAAGCUCUACUCACUCCUGGCUCUCAUUAGUAUGGAGCUGGCCAACGAAGAGGUGGUGGUGGACAUGAUCCGUGUAGCUCUCGCUCUCCAGGACUUGGCCCUGAGCAGUGAGGAGACGUUACCGGUGUAUAACCGCUGUGCUGUCCAUGCCUUGUCUGCUGCUUACCUCAAUCUCAUCAGCCAACUCACCACUGUACCAGCUUUCUGCCAGCAUGUCCAUGAGGUAAUUGAAAUGAGACAAAAAGACAUUCAUUACUUGUUACCAGAGGAUGUCUUCAUUGAAAACCCAAAAAUUCCUAAGACACUCGAGAAGCUAGAGGGGGAUGUUUUGUUCCAGCAGGUUAAGAUCACAGAAGUUCUGGGAGGAAGUGGCUACAACACUGAACGACUGGCCACACCUUAUGUCCCACAGUUCACUGACGAGGACCGGCUGUCAAAGAGAAAGAGUGUUGGAGAAACAAUAUCUCUUCAAGUGGAAGUAGAGUCAAGAAACAGUCCAGAGAAAGAGGAGAGAACACCAGCUGAAGAAAUCACAUUUGAAACACUAAAAAACGCCAUCGUGGACAGUGUAGGUGUGGAGGAACAGGAGAAGGAGCGCAGGAGACAGGUAGUUGAGAAGUUCCAGAAGGCCCCUUUUGAGGAGAUAGCUGCUCACUGCGGUGCCAGAGCGACAAUGCUGCAGAGCAAACUUAAUCAAAUCUUUGAAAUCACAAUCAGGCCUCCUCCCAGUCCAUCUGGAACUAUCACAUCAAGUUACGGCCAAACCCAGAGUCGCUCUGUGCCCGUUUAUGAGAUGAAGUUCCCAGACUUGUGUGUUUACUAGUGCAGCUCAACUCAGGUAGCAAACAGAGAAGCAGUAGAACCAUGUUUUAAUGUUUUUAAUGUAAGAAAACUGACAGAUCUCCCCCCUUUUCUAUGGUAUGUGCAUCACUGCAGUCGUUUUCUUGUUUUCCUACAGUAUGUCAACACUGUGACUAGUGUAGACACCUCAUCUAACGUGAGAAUAUUUUAUAACUUUUAAUACCUAAUUUGGGUUAAUUCAGUUGGGUUCAUUUCUGAUUCAUUACAGUGUGUUUUCCCUAUUUACAGAUUUAAUCAGGAUAUUCUUUAUGAUAUUCUGGUCCUCCACAAUAAUACCACCUCAACUAUAUGUAUUUGAGCAAGUAUUGCAGAAAAAUCCUAGCUCAACAGUGGCACAAUAUUAUUGGUGAAUCUCACCAAACCUUUCAUGAACAUACACUUGUCAUAUUUCACUUCAAUACCAACAGAAAGAAUAAAGAAAUUAUACUUUGACAAAUUAGAAAAUGAACCCUGGUUUAUGGACUAUUAAAAUACUUUCCAUUUUGCCAUGAUUUUCAUAAAUGUUUCAUAAUAUUUUCACCCCAAAUUCUCAUUAUUGUAAUGGAGAAAAAAUGUCAUUCUCAUUACUGUAAUCGAGAGGGAAAAUCUCAUUCUCAUUACUGUAAUGGAGAAAAAAAUAUCUCAUUCUCAUUACUGUAAUUGAGAGAAAAAAUCUCAUUCUCAUUACUGUAAUGGAGAGGGAAAAUCUCAUUCUCACUACUAUAAUGGAGAGGGAAAAUCUCAUUCUCACUACUGUAAUGGAGAAAAAAAAAUCUCAUUCUCAUUACUGUAAUUGAGAGGGAAAAUCUCAUUCUCACUACUGUAAUGGAGAGGGAAAAUCUCAUUCUCACUACUGUAAUGGAGAAAAAAAAUAUCUCAUUCUCAUUACUGUAAUGGAGAGGGAAAAUCUCAUUCUCACUACUAUAAUGGAGAGGGAAAAUCUCAUUCUCACUACUGUAAUGAAGAGGGAAAAUCUCAUUCUCAUUACUGUAAUGGAGAAAAAAAAUAUCUCAUUCUCAUUACUGUAAUUGAGAGAAAAAAUCUCAUUCUCAUUACUGUAAUGGAGAGGGAAAAUCUCAUUCUCACUACUAUAAUGGAGAGGGAAAAUCUCAUUCUCACUACUGUAAUGGAGAAAAAAAAUCUCAUUCUCAUUACUGUAAUUGAGAGGGAAAAUCUCAUUCUCACUACUGUAAUGGAGAAAAAAAAUCUCAUUCUCAUUACUUUAAUUGAGAAAAAAUCUCAUUCUUAUUACUGUAAUGGAGAAAAAAAAUCUCAUUCUCACUACUGUAAUGGAGAAAAAAAUCUCAUUCUCAUUACUGUAAUGGAGAAAAAAAAUCUCAUUCUCACUACUGUAAUGGAGAAAAAAAAUCUCAUUCUCAUUACUGUAAUGGAGAGGGAAAAUCUCAUUCUCACUACUGUAAUGGAGAAAAAAAAUCUCAUUCUCAUUACUGUAAUUGAGAGGGAAAAUCUCAUUCUCACUACUGUAAUGGAGAAAAAAAAUCUCAUUCUCAUUACUGUAAUUGAGAGGGAAAAUCUCAUUCUCACUACUGUAA
Molecule: messenger RNA, 4363 nt
Organism: Xyrauchen texanus (razorback sucker)
Lineage: Eukaryota; Metazoa; Chordata; Actinopteri; Cypriniformes; Catostomidae
Gene: efr3bb
Product: EFR3 homolog Bb (S. cerevisiae)
Exons: 24
Coding region: 343-2793 (816 amino acids)
Biological process (GO): protein localization to plasma membrane
Cellular component (GO): plasma membrane
Source: RefSeq, a predicted model, not a curated record